AUGGCCUAUCAAAUAUUGGGUAUAGCAAUUAUUGCUGCCGUUCUUGUUGCCCUCAAGGUACUCAAUGCAACCGAUACACCGAAAGUCAAAGGCAUCCCAGAAAUUCCCGGCAUCCCCGUCUUUGGCAACCUACUCCAGCUGGGCGUUGAUCACGCUCGAGUCGCGAAGAAAUGGGCAUCGAAAUAUGGACCUGUUUUCCAGGCUCGCCUCGGAAAUAGACGGAUUGUCUUCGUCAACUCUUAUGACGCGGUGAAGCAUUUUUGGAUCACCCAUCAGUCAUCUCUCAUUUCUCGCCCAACCUUUCAUACAUUUCAUUCUGUUGUCUCCUCAUCCCAAGGUUUUACGAUCGGCACUUCCCCCUGGGAUGAGUCUUGCAAACGACGCCGCAAGGCAGCCGCCACGGCACUCAACCGCCCUGCCGUUCAGUCCUACAUGCCCAUCCUUGAUCUUGAAUCAACAAUGAGCAUCAAAGAGCUGCUAAACGACUGCAUGGGAGGCUCACAAGACGUGGAUCCUAGUCCCUAUAUGUCACGGUUUGCGCUCAACACGUCACUGACAUUGAACUACGGAUUCCGCAUCGAGGGCAAUGUCACCAGCGAGCUUCUGACGGAAAUCACACAUGUGGAGCGUGAAAUCUCCAAUUUCCGAUCCACGAGCAAUAACUGGCAAGAUUAUAUACCACUGAUGCGCAUGUUUGGCACCACAAACACCAAAGCGGGAGAGUAUCGCCUACGACGCGACAAAUACCUGGGUGACAUGCUUAAUGAUUUGAAGGACAGAAUUGCAGCAGGUACUGAUAAGCCAUGCAUUACUGGAAAUAUUCUCAAGGAUCCAGAAGCAAAGCUGAAUGAAGCCGAGCUUAAGUCCAUAUGCUUGACAAUGGUGUCUGCGGGUCUGGAUACAGUACCUGGAAACAUCAUUAUGGGCAUGGCGUAUCUUUCUACCGAACACGGUCAGAGUAUCCAGGCCAAAGCUCUCGAAGCUAUCGAAGAAGUCUAUCCCAAUGGAGAUGCCUGGGAAAAAUGUCUUGUUGAGGAAAAGGUACCCUAUAUCACCGCUCUCGUCAAGGAGACCCUUCGUUUCUGGACUGUCAUUCCAAUUUGCCUCCCCCGCGUCAACAUCAAAGAUAUCCCCUACGAGGGCGCUAUCGUACCGGCCGGAACAACCUUCUUCAUGAAUGCAUACGCAGCUGAUUAUGACGAGGCUCGAUUCAAACUUCCGGAUCAAUUCCAUCCGGAGCGGUUUUUAGAGGAUAAAGAGAUGGGUACACCUCACUACGCAUAUGGAGCGGGAUCUCGAAUGUGCGCGGGUUCUCACCUCGCCAACCGAGAGCUAUAUACGGCAUAUAUCCGUCUCAUUACGAGCUUCCAGAUAACCCCCACGAAAGAUUCUCACCAAGCCCCGGUCAUUCACCCUCUUGAUUGCAACGGCACACCCACUUCAUUGACAACUGAUCCAAAACCAUUCAAGAUUGGGUUGAAGCCGCGAGAUGAAGCCAAGGCCAGACAAUGGAUCGCCGAGGCAGAAGAAAGGACCAAGCAUUUGUAA
Messenger RNA from Trichoderma aggressivum f. europaeum, 1548 nucleotides. RefSeq lists its product as uncharacterized. Gene Ontology annotation, molecular function: iron ion binding; heme binding; monooxygenase activity. The record is from RefSeq and is a predicted model, not a curated record. The transcript has 4 exons. Bases 1 to 1548 code for a protein of 515 amino acids. Lineage: Eukaryota; Fungi; Ascomycota; Sordariomycetes; Hypocreales; Hypocreaceae.